AUGCCGACAACCAAGCUCGGGUUGAGCGGUAUCAUGAUCCAGACCCAGGCCCCGAAGCUCGCGGCGGAGAUGAACGUGACCCACUUCACCGCGAGCAACGGCUGGCUACAUCGCUUCCUUUCUCGCUACGGCCUCGUGCACAUCAACCUGCACGGGGAAGCUGGUGACGUGAACAAGGCUGCGGCUGAGAAGAAAAUCGCGCAGAUUCGGGAGCAGCUUGAGGGCUUUGACGUCGAGUUGAUCUUCAACAUGGACGAGACGGGGCUUUUCCACCGCUGUUCCAGAGGGGCACCGGGACUCAACCAGAAGAACGCGCGGGGAUCGAAGGCCAUGAAGGCCAAGGAUCGGUGCACUGUUGUCGCCUGCUGCAACACCACCGGGUCGCUCAAGGUGCCGCUGGCCGUCAUCCACACGGCGAAAGACCCCAUGGUUUUCCGCCACCGGUGGUUCGACAAAGUCUUCGUCCCCUUUGUCAAGAAGACGACUGGGAAGAAGGUGGCUCUCUUGUGGGACAACUGCCCAGGCCACCGCAUCAAGAACGACGACCCGCAAAUCGUCAUCAUCUUUCUGCCCCCCAACGUCAUGUCCGUCUUUCAGCCUAUGGACAUGGGGAUCCUGUUUGCUCUCAAGUGCCAGUACAAGACGGAGAUGGUGAUGAGGUUGGCGGCCCUCAUCGAGGACUGGGAUACAGCGCGUGCGCGCCAAAUCCGAACGGGCUGCAGGGGCCUGAACGACGCAGGCCAGCCGACAAUGCUGGAUGUGACGGAGGUCCUUUCCCAAAAGUGGGAGAGCUUUUCGGACCAGACUGUGAUCAGGUGCUGGCUCAAGGCCACCAUUCGUCCUGGGGAGCACGAGAGCGCGCUCAAGGACAACGACACGCGGUUGGACCGAGAAGACCCGGGGGCGACCGCCCUGGACGACCUGUGCGAUAUGGUCGAGAAGAUGUCCAUGCCGGAGAGUGCCAAGGACCUGGACGCUAGGUCUAAGCCGCGAGUGUUGACGGACAACAUGGGCUGCAGGGGCCUGAACGACGCAGGCCAGCCGACAAUGCUGGAUGUGACGGAGGUCCUUUCCCAAAAGUGGGAGAGCUUUUCGGACCAGACUGUGAUCAGGUGCUGGCUCAAGGCCACCAUUCGUCCUGGGGAGCACGAGAGCGCGCUCAAGGACAACGACACGCGGUUGGACCGAGAAGACCCGGGGGCGACCGCCCUGGACGACCUGUGCGAUAUGGUCGAGAAGAUGUCCAUGCCGGAGAGUGCCAAGGACCUGGACGCUAGGUCUAAGCCGCGAGUGUUGACGGACAACAUGUUCGUCGAGAGCGCCUCUGGCCUCACAGAAGCAGUGCGCAGCGCAAUGCGUACUUAGCUUAGUGUAGAGGACGAUGAAGAGGUCUUGAGGAAUGAGGUAGAACUCGAGAUGGAAGAGGUAACGGAGAACAUGUCAAACGUACACGUCGAGGAGGACGUGUCCAGUGGAGAGGAAGGCGAUCAAGGUAGGCCAGUCGUGCAUAAAUCUACGAUUUCAGAGGGCGAGGCUCGCUCUCGUCUCGAAGAUGUCCGCUCUUACUUGUACACACAUGGAAGAGACGACGAGUACAGCGAAACAGCGUACCUUCUUUCAAAGACUGUGCAUUCGUUUACUCAUGAAACUCAGGUCAAGCGAAGAGCAAAGGAGGG
This is a messenger RNA of Ectocarpus sp. CCAP 1310/34, 1676 nucleotides long. NCBI's taxonomy places the organism in Eukaryota, Phaeophyceae, Ectocarpales, Ectocarpaceae. The record is from the annotation of a GenBank genome assembly.